Messenger RNA from Hibiscus syriacus, 2634 nucleotides. RefSeq lists its product as uncharacterized. The transcript has 7 exons. NCBI's taxonomy places the organism in Eukaryota, Viridiplantae, Streptophyta, Magnoliopsida, Malvales, Malvaceae. The record is from RefSeq and is a predicted model, not a curated record. The coding region runs from base 1 to 2634 and encodes 877 amino acids.
AUGUUGAGUUUAUAUUCCUCAGCUGAUUCAGUACUGAAAAAUUAUAUUGAGCCUCUUUCCUCAACUGUAGUUGAACCACAUGUUCCUAAACGUGGUAAAGGCAGGCCUCCCAAAGAAAAAAACACUCUUGCUGGUUCUAGAAACAGAUUUGAGCUUCUCAACUCAAUUGAUGAAGCUCCCCCUAGUCAAGAUGCCCCCCAAAGAAAAAUCAGAAUUGCUUCCAAGGGUGUUGAUGAACUGAAGAAAAACUUUGAGCUUUCUAUUAUCCAAAUUUCAGACCAAAUCAUUACUGUCAAGGGAAAUCACAAUGGUCUUUCUUUUGUCCUUUCUGCUAUCUAUGGUAGCAAUGAUUAUGUUAAUAGGAGAAAUCUUUGGCUUAAUCUUCAUGACUUGGAUAGAGGCUUUGGUUACCUCCCUUGGAUUUUGGGAGGUGAUUUCAACAUCACUCUGCAUCCUAAUGAAAGCUCAGACUAUGAGUUGCUCUGCCCUUUCUCUUUUCCUGAUAUGAAAGAAUUUCAAUCUGUUACUCAAGACCAUGACCUCCAUGACCAUCCCUUCUUUGGCCCUCUCUUUACUUGGAGCAACAAACAAACUGACUCUUACCUUGCAAGAAAACUUGACAGAAUCCUUAUUAACUCCAAUUGGGCUAACUCAUUUCCAUCUUCUUUUGUGGAAUUCCUCUCUCCGGGAGUCUCGGAUCACUGCAUGGGUAUUAUCUGGCUUACUAAAGACACUCCUUCUGAUAGGCCUAAACCGUUUAAGUUCUUUAACUUCUGGACCCUGCACCCCAAUUUUUUGAAAGUGAUUGAACAAUCCUGGCAGAUCACUUUCCAAGGAUUAGACACCAUUGAUAAGGAACUUCAAGUUCAACAAGAACUGCACAAUUUUGAAGAAGUCGAACUUCUUUUUUUGAAGAAAAAGGCCAAGAUCCAUUGGAUUAAAGAUGGAGAUAAAUGCUCCAAUUUUUUCCAUUAUGUUGUUGCUGUAAAGAAUAAAAAAGAUACUAUCCGGAUGCUCACUGAUGACCAAGGUACUAGACUUGAGACAUUUGAUGCAAUGUCCUCAGAAGUAAUUGAUUUCUUUUCCAACUUGAUUGGGAAAGUUGAUCCUAUGGUUAAAGGAGGAAAUUUGCAAUUCUUGAAAGAGCUUCUGAACUACUCCAUUUCUACAGAAACUGAUUCCUCUCUGACCAAGCCAGUAACCUCAGAAGAGAUUAAAGAAGCCGUUUUUGACCAGGUGACCAAGCCAGUAACCUCAGAAGAGAUUAAAGAAGCCGUUUUUGACCAGGGCAACAACAAAGCUCCUGGUCCUGACGGCUACUCCCCACAGUUUUUCAAACAUUCUUGGCCUAUUAUUGGUGAAGAUGUGGUGGCAGCUAUUAAACAUUUUUUCCACCAUUCCACCAUGCUCCAUGCCUUCAAUGCUACCACUAUAAUCUUGGUGCCUAAAAUUCAUAAUCCCAGUAAAGUCAAAGAUUUCAGACCAAUAUCUUGUUGUUCUGUUAUUUAUAAGGUUGUCUCAAAGAUAUUGGUCAAAAGACUUUCUGGUCUUCUUCUUGAUAUUAUCUCUCUCAACCAAACCGUUUUUAUUAAAGGAAUAAGCAUUGUUGAAAAUACAAUCCUUGCACAAGAGCUGGUUAAAGGCUACAACAAGAAAAACAUCUCUCCAAGAUGUUCUUUGAAGAUUGAUCUUCAAAAGGCUUUUGAUAUUCUGCACUGGGGCUUCAUCUCUUCGGUCCUUAGAGCUUUAAAUCUCCCUCAACAAUUUAUCUUUUGGAUUGAAGCCUGCUUCACUGAUGCCAGAUUCUCCAUUGCCUUCAAUGGAAGUUUAAUAUGGUAUUUCAAGGGCGCUAGAGGCAUUAGACAAGGUGAUCCUCUUUCCCCUCUGCUCUUUGUUAUUUCAAUGAAUGUUCUCUCUAGAUUACUUAAUCUUGCUGCUGCAAAGAACCUGAUUAGCUUCCAUCCUAAAUACAAAAGAAUAGGUCUCACUCAUUUAUCCUUUGCUGAUGACUUGAUGAUUUUUUGUAAAGGCAAUGUUGAUUCGAUUAUUGGAGUUAUUUCUGUUCUUGAACAAUUUUAUGAAAUGUCUGGCUUAAAUCUAAAUGCAUCAAAGUGUGUUUUCUUUAGUGCUGGAAUUUCAUCUAGAAACGUGGAGCUUAUCCAGCAGAUUACUGGUUUCCAACCUGGUACUUUACCACUACGCUGGAAGAUUGGAGCUUAUCAGAGCAGUGUUGUUCAGCCUAAUUAUUGGUGUAGGCAAUUUCUGCUUCCACAUUUGGUAAUCAACAAGAUUGAACAACUAUGUUGUCGUUUCUUCUGGAAAGGCAAUGAUAAAUCGGCCACUGGUGCGAGGGUUGCCUGGUUAAAGGCUUAUGUUCUUAAGGGUAAAGAGUUAUGGCAAAUGAAAGCUGGUCGUAGUCUGAGUUGGAGUUUUAGAAAAAUCCUUAAGCUUCGAACAGAAGCUCAUCCUAUUCUCCAGAAUGGAGCUCUCUCAGUAAGGCAAAUAUGGAAAGAAAUUAGAAUGAAGGAGGAUAAAGUCCCUUGGCACUCUUUAAUUUGGUUCCCUCAAAACAUCCCCAAGCUUAGUUUGAUUGCAUGGAUGGUUGUGAUUGAUAGGCUGCCUACAUGUGAUUGA